Adineta ricciae is the source of this 1074-nucleotide messenger RNA. Lineage: Eukaryota; Metazoa; Rotifera; Eurotatoria; Adinetida; Adinetidae. The record is from the annotation of a GenBank genome assembly.
AUGAAAAAUGAAAAUAUUCAAGGAGAUUCAACUGUUUUUAUAUUAUUAAUCAAGGCUUGUGCAAAUAUUCGUUUUUUGUCUUUGUCUCAAUCGAUUGUGAAACAAAUUCCACCAAAUUUCCUUGCUGAUCACUGGUUGCAAAGAUCACUGAUAGAUAUGUGGGGAAAAUGUGGUUUAGUCGAUGAAGCACAACGAGUUUUCAAUCGAAUUGCUCAACCAAGUAUCGUCGCUUUUUCAGCUAUGAUCAAUGCUUAUGGUUUGAAUGGAAAAGGAAAACAAGCAAUUGAAUUAUUUCAUCAAAAGCGGAAAACAUUUUCAAUGAAAUUCCUUAUGAGAAACGAAUUGAAAGUGUCUAUGCCAAUUGAUUGUUUUGCUCGUUCAUUUCAAUUUGAUCGUGCACAGCACUUAAUUGACGAAUUUGAAAAAGAUCAUUCGCCUUGUCCACAUAUGUACAUGACAAUGUUAUCAAGCGCCAGAAAUAAAAAAGAUGCCGUCUUAGCUCAACAACUAUUCGAUCGGAUUCGUCUAUUAUUUUCGGAUGAAAAACAGAUUCUUUCCUCAGCAACAGUUGUUUUAGCAAAUACCUAUGGAUUAAGUGGAAAUUUAGCACGAACAUCAGAUCUUCGAACAAAAAUGGCGGAAUCUGGAUUGAAGAAAGUGCCUGGACGAUCAUCGACAAUUGUCAAUGGCGAAAUUGUGCACUUUUACGCGAAUGAUCGAUCACAUCCUCUUUCAGAGAAGCUUUAUCAUCAACUAGAUCAAUUAAAAGAUGAACUGAUUCAACAUGGAUAUCAAGUUGAUGAAUCUUGGGUCUCAAGACCAUUGGUUGAUGGUGAAACGAAUGAAUCUGUUCUAUGGACACAUUCCGAAAGACUUGCUAUUGCUUUUCAAUUGAUUCAAAAUCCUAAACCGUCGUUCAUUGAAAUCGUAAAAAAUCUUCGAAUAUGUCAGGAUUGUCAUACAGCAAUUAAACUAAUAGCUCAAAUUCAUCAAUGUUCCAUUGUUAUUCACGAUGCAAAUCGUAUUCAUCAUUUUGAUCUCACUGGAAAAUGUUCGUGUAACGAUUAUUUUUGA